UAAAUGUUUUUUGCAGGCGCGCUGUCAAAUGUGCAAAUACAUACACCGAAUACACACAUUUAUUUUUGAUAUUUUGAAAUUUGUUGUACCUUACUGGACUGUAAAGAAGAAAAAACAAGAAUAAUGAGCGAUGAUGGGAUGGAUCCAAUGGACGUAGAUGAAAACGGGGAUUCGGAUCAAAAUAACGAGAAUUGCGGUCAUAAAAUGGAAGACAUCUACCGUCUAAGCAGCGAGUGGGACCUGAGACAUUUUCCAGGAGUGAAACCAUCGCCAAUUCACACAGUCCUAUAUCAAACACCCAUCCUAAAUGCCACCGUUCCGCCCAUACCACAUAAAGGGCCCGGCAGAUGGGAUGCGAAUCAUGUUCGCCUGCCAUGUGCCCAACAGAAUCAGUAUGUCGUUAGGAAUGAAGACGACACUGAGGAAGUGAAGGAACGUUGGUCGCUGAUUCGCACGGCUCUUUCGCAGGAUAUUCGAACGUCACAUGAUUUAGUAGCAGCAAUAUUGUCAUACAAUACGAAAUACAGCAAGACGUGGCGAUUCAAUGGACUGCACAAAUUGUUCCAAGACAGUGACGAGAAAGCCUGCGAGUCAUUUUUUACGGAACUUUUGCCGAAAAUCAUUCGACUGGCACUCGCUCUGCCGGAGCUAAUACCGUCCGCCAUUCCACUAUUGAAACGGGGCACAACUAAAUCAAUUUCAUUUAGCCAGGAGCAAAUUGCAUCGUUGCUAGCCAACGCGUUUCUAUGUACAUUUCCACGCCGUAACGCACAGGGAAAACGAUCCGAGUACCGAUCAUUUCCCGAUAUUAAUUUCAAUCGAUUGUUUGAAUCGUCCGAACACAAUGUCGUUGAGAAGCUCAAGUGCAUUUGUCACUAUUUUCGUCGUGUGACUAAUAAUAUGCCCACCGGUGUGGUAACGUUCACUAGACGUUGUAUGCCAGACAAACAUCGGAUCAGAUGGGAUAAAUGGGAGGGCGAUUUUAAGGCAACCAAAUUACAUGUUACAGCUUACGGGACGAUUGAAGAUGAUGGACGCGGUCUGUUGCAGGUAGAUUUUGCUAAUAAAUUUUUGGGCGGUGGUGUACUCGGAUUCGGAUGUGUUCAAGAGGAAAUUCGUUUUGUCAUUUGUCCGGAAAUGAUUGUGAGCAAAUUGAUAACGGAAGUGCUUGACAAAAAUGAAGCGUUACUGAUGAUCGGUUGCGAGAGAUUCAGCUCAUACAGCGGAUACGCUUCGACGUUUGAGUGGAAUGACAAUUUCAUAGACCGAACUCCAUACGACGAGUCUAGGCGUCGAUUGUGUAAUGUUGUUGCAAUCGAUGCGUUGAAUUUCUAUGCAGCGUCUGACCAGUACAGAGAAGAAUUGAUCCGGCGGGAAUUGGACAAGGCAUAUGUCGGAUACUAUCAUGAACUGAAGUCUCCGGCACCUGGCGUAGCCACUGGAAAUUGGGGCUGUGGUGCAUUUGGUGGUAACAAACGACUGAAAGCGCUUAUACAACUGAUGGUUUGUUGCGUAACGUGCCGACCAAUGGUUUACUUCACAUUUUUUGAUAAAGAGCUGAGAGAUGAACUGCUGGAAAUGCGAAAAUUUUUGGUCGACGAAGGCAUCACAGUUGCCGAACUCUGGUCAUCACUGGUGCAGAUUCGUAAUCACAAGAUCCCACCCGAACAUAUAUAUUCAUUCAUCUACCAGUGGCAUCGUGACAUAAAAUAUGCUCAUCUGAUGUUGAACGACUCACCAAAUUUUGACUCUACUGACGUACCGCUUACUGAAUCGUCAGCGAUACCGUCAUCAUCAACUGAAUCGUCGUCUAAUUUCCAAUGGCCCAGCAAGAAAAACCGCCAAUCAAUACCGACGAGUACAUUUUAUAGCAAAUCUAACUGUGAUACAACAACGAAACAGGAAACGUCGCCAGAUAAGUCGUCACAUGAGGCGGACCUGUAUCGAAAAUCAAAAUCGUCUCUGUUGGAUCCGGCUGAUCGCGAGUACUAUCAAAAGGAGUUUACCAAAAUUCACUCGAAACAAACCGUUACUGGCGGAUCGUCUUUAUUAGACGCUCUCGAUGAAGAUUACGGCGCACGUCGAACAGCUACCGACCAGACUGAUUUGCCAUCGUCAAAAUCGGAUCGGUUGGAUGCGGCGGAUCGCUACGGAAAUGUUACUGGUGAAUCGUCGUUAUUGAAUGCACUGGAUGAAAACUACGAUGAUUGUAAUAUCGAUCAAAUGGUUGACGAUCAUGCCAAUUUGCCAUCAUCACAACCGAUUGAUCAACCUAAUGGCAAUGUUGAUAUGUUUGCGAGCACUGAUGGUGCUGAUAGGGAACAAAAAAUUGACAGUCAGGAGAAGUCAGUCUCGAAUGAAGAAUCGAAUGAGGAUUCUCAGGAUGUUAUUCCGUGUACACCUCCACCGGAAAAAUCUCUGAAGCGGAAAGCUAACUCUAAUAAAAAGCAGAUAAAAAUCACGGACAUUUAUCCGAAACUGAACGUUAAUUAACGAGUUAUUUGAGAGUCGCUCAGCCAAUCAUUGAACAAUGUUCGCAAAAGAAAGUUUUGUUUGUAAUAAAAUCUGUUUUGUUUGGGAAAA
This is a messenger RNA of Bradysia coprophila, 2583 nucleotides long. Its product is annotated as Poly(ADP-ribose) glycohydrolase. The record is from RefSeq and is a predicted model, not a curated record. Lineage: Eukaryota; Metazoa; Arthropoda; Insecta; Diptera; Sciaridae.